UCAUUCUACUUCUUCUCUCAGCAGCAUCAAGCUUUCUUCAAAAAUGGCAAUGGCGGAGAAAAGCAAGAUCCUGGUGAUAGGAGCAACAGGUUACAUGGGCAAAUCCAUAGUUGAAGAGAGCGUUAGAACAGAGCAUCCAACGUUUGCUCUGGUCCGAGAGAUCUCUCUCUCCGAUCCAACCAAGAACAAACUCAUCACCCACUUCAAAGCUCUUGGUGUCAACAUUCUACUCGGAGAUCUGAACGAUCACAUAAGUCUUGUAGGAGCCAUCAAACAGGUCGAUGUGGUCAUCUGCCUUAUAAGUAGCUCGCAAGUAUCAGACCAGACCAAGAUCAUCGCCGCCAUCAAAGAAGCCGGUAAUAUUAAGAGGUUCUUCCCAUCAGAGUUUGGGAGCGACGUCGACCGAACGAAAGCAGUCGGGCUAGCCAAGUCGGCGUUUUCGCUGAAAGCUCAAAUCCGACGCGCCAUAGAAGCAGACGGGAUUCCUUACACAUAUAUUGUGAGCAAUUGCUUCUCCGGGUUUUUCCUGCCGUCCCUGGGGCAGUUUCAGCAGGGCAUCCUCUCUUCCCCUCCCAGAGACAAAGUCCUCAUCUAUGGAGACGGCAAUGUCAAAGGUAUUAUCAAUGCGGAAGAAGAUAUCGCCGCCUACACCAUCCGAGCUGUUGAUGACUCAAGAACUCUGAACAAAGUCCUAUACAUCAAUUGUCCCGAAAACAUUGUCUCGAUGAAUGAUUUGGUUACUCUAUGGGAGAAAAAGAUCGGGAAAACCCUCGAGAAGACUUAUGUUUCAGAGGAACAACUCCUGAAGAACAUUGAAGAUUCUCCGGCACCCAUCAACAUGUACCUGUCCCUAACCCAUUCAGUCUUUGUGAAGGGUGAUCAAACCUCAUUCACUCUAAACCCGGCGUAUGAAGUGGAGGUUUCCGAGCUUUAUCCCGACGUCAAGUACACCAGCGUUGAAGAGUAUCUCGAUAAGUUUGUUUGAGAAAAUCGCGCAUCUUCUUCACCGAAACCCCGGUCUUGUUAUGAACAAUGUUUUAUAUGGCUUUUGUAACGCAACACUGCAAUCCGAGUUUGUCUCAAUUGGACAAAAGGUUUUCCUGAACAAAAGUGGUUUGAUCUGCUUGAAGUGAGGUGUAAACUGUGAAUCUAUGUGUUCGAAUCUC
Tarenaya hassleriana is the source of this 1166-nucleotide messenger RNA. RefSeq names its product isoflavone reductase homolog P3-like. The transcript has 5 exons. The record is from RefSeq and is a predicted model, not a curated record. NCBI's taxonomy places the organism in Eukaryota, Viridiplantae, Streptophyta, Magnoliopsida, Brassicales, Cleomaceae. Bases 44 to 985 code for a protein of 313 amino acids. Gene Ontology annotation, molecular function: oxidoreductase activity.